Molecule: messenger RNA, 1150 nt
Organism: Ornithorhynchus anatinus (platypus)
Lineage: Eukaryota; Metazoa; Chordata; Mammalia; Monotremata; Ornithorhynchidae
Gene: RPL6
Product: ribosomal protein L6
Exons: 6
Coding region: 249-1109 (286 amino acids)
Biological process (GO): translation
Cellular component (GO): ribosome
Molecular function (GO): structural constituent of ribosome
Source: RefSeq, a predicted model, not a curated record
UCACACAGCAGACAAGUGGCGGAACCGGGAUUAGGAUCCGUGGUGUUUAGAAUUUGAUCUUCUCAGUCUAACACCCAGGGCUUUAAUCUGGAGUGGGAGGCUCAGUAGCCCAACGAGGACAUUCGAAAGCAGGACACACUGGCUGCAGAUUGGCUUAGUGGCCCUGCCCGUACAGGAACCUCCCUGCCCCGUGGUCAAGUGAGGGUAUCGCCUUUCUCGCUGACUGAACCUGAGCUUUGAUGUUUUAGAUGGCAGGCGAAAAAGCAAAGAAGAAGCCUGGCCCCAAGGUCAAGGGCCAGGUCAAAGUCAAGGUCAAGGGCCAGGUCAAGGUCAAGGGCCAGGUCAAAGUCAAGGUCAAGAAGAUCAAAAAGCACCAUUGCAGCCGGAACCCCGUGCUGGCCCGUGGAAUCGGCAGGUAUUCGCGGUCGGCGAUGUUCAGCAGGAAGGCCCUGUACAAGCGCAAGUUCACUGCACCUAAGUCUAAGAUAGAAAGAAAGAAGAAACCCCGUACAACUAUCACGAAGCCCGUUGGUGGAGAUAAGAAUGGAGGGACCAGAGUGGUUAAAGUUCGCAAAAUGCCUAGGUAUUACCCGACUGAAGAUGUGCCUCGCAAGCUCUUGAGUCAUGGCAAGAAGCCCUUCUGCCAGCACAAGAGGAAUCUGCGAUCCAGCAUCACUCCUGGAACUGUUCUGAUUAUUCUCACUGGCCGCCACAGAGGCAAGCGGGUGGUUUUCCUGAAGCAGCUGGCUAGUGGUUUGCUCCUUGUGACGGGACCUCUGACUCUCAACCGUGUCCCUCUGCGUAGGACUCACCAGAAAUUUGUAAUCGCCACCUCUACCAAGGUUGAUGUGUCUGGCGUAAAGCUUCCGAAGCAUCUCACUGAUGCUUACUUCAAGAAGAAGAGGCUGCGUAAGCCAAAACAUCAGGAGGGGGAGAUUUUUGACACAGAGAAAGAGAAAUAUGAAAUUACUGAGCAACGCAAGGCAGACCAGAAGACCGUGGACGCUCAGGUCUUGCAACGUGUCAAGAAGGUUCCUCAGCUUCAGGGCUACUUGCGCUCAAUGUUCUCACUAUCCAAUGGAGUUUAUCCUCACAAAUUGGUGUUCUAAAUGCCUCGCAAAGACCUUAUUAAACUUUGGAAAAAAGUGAA